Molecule: messenger RNA, 876 nt
Organism: Danio aesculapii
Lineage: Eukaryota; Metazoa; Chordata; Actinopteri; Cypriniformes; Danionidae
Product: whirlin-like
Exons: 3
Coding region: 46-876 (276 amino acids)
Source: RefSeq, a predicted model, not a curated record
UUUGCAUUUCUUUUAUAGAGUGAGUGCAGAUUAGAUGGGAGUUUGAUGCCACUCGAGACUCUGAAUUCUCUUCCCGACGUUGCUCUGGACAAGGUGCAGGUGUCAUCCGAGUCGCCACCGUCGUUCAAGCCUCCUCCUCCGCCAAUAAGACACGCCAGCCCUAAGACUCAAACCAAACGGCCUUCAUCCAAACUGUCCCAAACCAACCUGUUCUUUACCGCCCCCUUCAGGCGGCAUCAGGAAAACCACACACUCAAUCACUCUCAUUUAUCCUGUUCUUCUCACACGUCCCCGUGCACCAUCCACCACACCACCUCCCCCUGCUCUGUCAGUCACACUCCUCCACCCUGCUCUCACCAUCACAGCUCUCCACGAACAUCGUCCUAUCACUCAAGCCCUUCAUCUGGCCGAGAUCUGGUUCAGUUCCUUAUGAACAGGCAGGCAGGGACGCUCUCCCCACACCCCGAGUCUCCAAAUCGCUCUCGAGACGGCACACCAAUGAUCUCUCCCCGCUCCUCUCCUUCCCUUUCGCCUUCACUGCUGAUGCCCGCGCCACCCCCCUGCAGCCCAGAGAGGCUGAAUGGCUCUCCCUCUACACACAGCUGCGGCCCCCAGCAUGCUGAGCCAGAGACCGCAGAGGACAGACCGCAACCCCAGCUGAGAGGAGCCACGCUGUCGCAGCUGUCAGACAGUGGACAGACUCUGAGUGAGGACAGUGGAGUGGAUAUCGCUGAGGCUGGAGGGUUGAGUAAGGACAGCAGCCCGAGACCAGGAAAACCCUCCUUCCAGCAGCUCAUGGGGGACACUCGCAGAGCUGAAGGGCUCGCACAGGCAACCGCAAAACAGGGGAGAGAGAUGAAAAUUCUGUCAUUUUAA